AUGAGGACCGAGGAGGAGGACUGGGAGAUGACCGAUGAGGAUGAGGAGGAGAGAUGGGAUGAUCAACGGGGAGUUGGGAUGGUUUAUAUCGUCAUCGUCCAGUCUAUGAAGAUGGUGUCUGGACUCUGUGACCGGGGACGGCAACUCGGGGCGAUAGGAUGGAUCAUGGCGACAUUACUCGCAGUCCUUGCCAACAUCACCGUCUCUGGAUAUGUCAAGGCCAACAACAACAACAACAACAGGCAGGGGGGAACUCCUAGCCGUGGGGGAAUACCACCUUCCAAGAGGGAGCAUCGUGCAAUAGCAAGGCUGCCUGUCGCGACUCCAUAUCGCGCCGACAAGGACGAUGAUACUGCGCGUCAUGAUUCGAGAGAACAGAGGGGCUAG
This is a messenger RNA of Colletotrichum lupini, 387 nucleotides long. RefSeq lists its product as uncharacterized. NCBI's taxonomy places the organism in Eukaryota, Fungi, Ascomycota, Sordariomycetes, Glomerellales, Glomerellaceae. The record is from RefSeq and is a predicted model, not a curated record. Bases 1 to 387 code for a protein of 128 amino acids. The transcript is spliced from 2 exons.